UUGACCUUCACGGUCGUGCGCCUCAACCUAGGCCACGUAAUGCUCGAAGAAAUAGCUCCUGACUCCCCUCCAAAUGCGCUAGUGCCAUUAGCCCCGUCCUCUCCGGAACAACACGACUGGCAAACUAUUUUUCACGUCUCCAACCAAGUGAUCCUCUAUAAUCCCACCUCGCAUGCCCUCUCAAUACGAAACGCCACACAAUACCCACCACCCUCCCGCAGACCCUGUCCGUACUGUAAACAGCCCCUGCCUUCCGACUUUCAUGCAGCGGAACUUGUGGAAGACGAUGUCGAGGCCUUAGAUGCAGAAAAUAGCUUUCGCGCGUCCAACUAUUUUCAUCUACUCGCCAUUGCGAAUGAGACCACGUCUCGUCCCUCUACUCCGCCUGCCAUUAGCGGGUCCUCUUCCGGCAGCGCGUUUCCCAGAGAAGCGAUGGCGGAAGGGUAUUUUAAGGCGUUCUUCCAAGAGGAGUUUCGUCUUGGUAUGGGUGCUAAUGGUAGCGUUUACCUCUGCCAGCACGUUCUCGACGGGAAUCCUCUUGGACACUUUGCUGUCAAAAAGAUUGCUGUGGGCGACUCACAUGCGUAUCUUCUCAACAUCUUAAAAGAGGCGCUCUCUUCACAAUUGUUUCAGGUUCGACUACUAGAACAAUUGCACCAUCCUAAUAUCAUUACAUACCACCAUGCAUGGCUCGAAACCUGUCAAUUCUCCGCAUUUGGACCUCAAGUACCCACAUUGCAUGUGCUAAUGCAAUGGGCAGAAGGCGGCAGGCUAGUCGUUCUAGACGAUUUUAUUGACGUUCGUCUUGGCCGACGUUCUGCACAUAUUCAUAUCCAUCCCGCGGCCCAUCUCGGAGGCGGAAUUCCGCAAUCUCCCAGUGCCGACAACGGCGAAAAUCUCGCCGCAGCGUCCCCAAAUCCCGACCAGAUGUCACGCUCAGCACGCAUACGCGCGUUUCGCGCUUUCCAACGAGCCCCUUCGGCGGAACGGAAUAAAAUCCGUGAAGAAAUGGCCAGAACUGCGCGGAAUGGGGCUCAUACAGCAACGUGGACGGCUGUCCACUUGCUCAGUGCAGAGGAAGUACUAAGCUUAUUCAGAGACGUGACGGAGGGCCUAGCCUUCUUGCAUGCCAAAUCGAUACUGCAUCUCGACCUCAAACCGGGGAAUGUGCUGCUGACAUGGGACGAAGGCAAGCUCAUACCUCGAGCCAUGUUAUCCGACUUCGGAACUUCACGCGACAUGCUGCAAUCCUCCCGAUUGCGUUCAGGGAAUACCGGCACUUUGGAAUAUACAUCUCCCGAGUCGCUUCCUGCUCCCCAAACAGGACUCUUGCAACCUGUCGACUCCAAAGCAGACAUGUGGUCGCUCGGAAUGAUAUUGCACAAGAUGCUUUUCUUCAAGUCGCCAUACCAAUAUGCGUCUGACGGAGAAGAUCUGGGCAGCAAGGUUGGGGAAAGUGACAAGAUGGACCGGUUAGAGCAAGAGGUCCUAACUUACCCUGGUUUUAAAUCGACACCAACUUUGGCACUACAAUUUGACACGCGGAAGCUGCCUCGCGCUUUUCUGGUGUUGUUGGAAGGGCUUCUACAUGUCACGCCAUUUAGUCGGCCUUCUUGUGAACGAGUCGUUACAGCUAUCCGUGAAGGCAAGCUCGAUCCUGUCGUUCGGACGGUUCGUAAAACAUCUUCGACGGACCCAUCAAGCUCCCUAGUUCCAGCUGUGAAGCGACCGUCUAACACAGAAACGCUUGUCCUCACUCGAGUACCACCUUCACCACCUGCAACGCCUCGAGUACAGAGUGACGAAGCGCCAAAUCAAACAACGCCCACUAUCACUAACUCGCAUGAAGACACUUUACCCUCAGCUGGACAUUCACCGCCAUCAAUAUGGGAAGACUGGGAAGAGGAAUCGAAGAGUCAAUCCUCGCUUUUGCAACUACCCGCUUCAGAUCCGCCAACAACAAUAUCAAGAGGAAGGUUACGCCUGCUUCUACGACCUGACUCCUCCAACGUCUGGAUGCGCUCGCUCAAGACAGGCUUGGUCAUCACCAAGGUUGUGAGUGCAAUGUCUGCGUGUCGCGGCGGGCGGCCACAUUGGCUGAUGAUGUCGGUGGUGAUUUUACUGGCGAUCAUGGACACUUGGUACGACUCUGUGACGACGUCUGUCGUUUUUGGAUUUCUGCAUCUUGUGGUCGUUCGCUUUGUUUGUUGGGGCAGUUUGUGCUGCGUGUUGCCUACUCUGCCGCUCGAUCUCUAG
Molecule: messenger RNA, 2256 nt
Organism: Mycena indigotica
Lineage: Eukaryota; Fungi; Basidiomycota; Agaricomycetes; Agaricales; Mycenaceae
Exons: 13
Biological process (GO): protein phosphorylation
Molecular function (GO): ATP binding; protein kinase activity
Source: RefSeq, a predicted model, not a curated record